AUUUGAAGCACAAAAUCAAAAAUAAACACAAAAAUUGAAAACAAAUCCCAGAAAAAAGUUUUUGCCAUAAAAUCACUCUUUGAUUGUCUCUAUCAGUGAAUCCGUCGACAACUCUGCGGUCACCCGAAGAAGAAGAAGAAGUGCUGAAAGAUGUGCGAAAACUGUGCGGAACUGUCUCUGGAGAUGAAUGGCCUGAGAGAGCAAAGCAAUCAACUCAUUAAAGAGCUUCUCAUCACUAAACAAGUGGUGAAAUCUCUGGAGCGGAUCAAGUGCUUCGCCAUCGUCUUGAAGACCAACUGUCGCUGCGAUCACAACAAGUGUCUCAUCCGUCGCAAUGAGAUCCUCUUCACUAACUAUCGCCACACGUGUCAACUCCUGGCAGACGUCACCUCCGAUGAGGCCAUCAUUGACACCAUUAUCAACACCGCGUCCGCCGCCACCGAAGACCAUCACUUGGACGCCGACGGCCAGCAAACCAUCGUGGAAUCGCUGUCCGAACUGUCAUCGAUGGCGGAACCGGUUGUCGGCCAACAGUUGGUGAUUAUCAAGUCGUCGUCGAAAAAGUCGCCCCAAUUGGCGAAGAAGUCGCAGACGAGUGGCCAGACAUUGAUGACCGACAAGUCGGCGGUCAUUGUCUGCGCCACUGGUUUCCAGUGCGGACACGAGGGCUGCGACUUUGAGUGUCGGCGCAGAAACACUAUCGACAAACACGUGCGGACUCACUGUCAGUUGGGCGGCGGCGACGCCACUGACGCCGACAACCGGCCCUUCAAGUGUGACGUCAACCUCUGCCGCAACGCCUUCCGAUCCAAAGAGCAUUUGCGUCAACACAAGCUGUCACUGCAUCCGGAAGUGUUGCCUUCGGUGAAGUGGAUUGAGUGCACGACUCCCGGCUGUGACUAUCGGACCAAAUCGAGUAACGUAUUCUUCAAACACAAGCGCCGCCACACUCUGCCCUUCGCCUGUCAUCUGUGCGACCGUCGGUUCGCGACACCCAAACCGCUCGAAGUGCACGUCCGGCUCCACUCCGGCCUCAAAGAGCACGUGUGUCCGCACUGUUCAAAAGCUUACGGCCCCCGCAAGAGCCUCAUGGCUCAUAUGCAGCGCUCCCACUCCGACUCUGUCUACGUGUGCGAAGUCGACGACUGCGGCAAACAGUUCGCGUCGGAGCCGCAGCUCCGACAGCAUCGGCUUCGCGUUCACGACACCACUUACGUCCGGCCCGUGGCCUGCAUUUGGGUCGGCUGUGACCGCAGGUUCGAGACCAACAGCCAAAUGGAGGACCACCUGAACAAACACACCGGCGAGCGGUUCCAUAAGUGCCAGCAGUGCGGCCACUCGUUCACCACAAAAGCCGAUCUCUACUCUCACGUCUCGAACCAACAUAAGGACCGGCCGUUUGCCUGCGAGUGGACUGACUGUAAAUAUAGGGCCGCUUUCAUGAGCCGAUUGAGAACUCAUCAAAAAAGACAUUUAAUGGCCAAAUGA
Molecule: messenger RNA, 1488 nt
Organism: Medioppia subpectinata
Lineage: Eukaryota; Metazoa; Arthropoda; Arachnida; Sarcoptiformes; Oppiidae
Source: the annotation of a GenBank genome assembly